AUGCUUCUAAUAAACGUUCGUGGACCAACAUCAUUUGAAAAUUUGCGCACAGUGGAUGGCCAAAUAUGUGCAACGUAUCGUGAGGCGUGUCAAAAAUUGCAAUUGCUGGAAAACGAUGAUCAUUGGGAAACGACACUUGCGGAAGCUUCGGCUACAAGGCAUCCACGCCAAUUAAGAGCAUUAUUUGCAAUUAUAUUGGUUACUUGCUCACCAUCUAAUCCAAAAUUACUUUGGGAUAAAUUCAAGGAGGAUAUGGCGGAAGAUAUAUUGCAUCAACAUAGAGCUGAUAAUAAUGAUCCAGCAAUGGAAUAUUCUGAUACAAUUUUUAAUGAAUGCUUAAUUUUAUUAGAAGACAGAUGUAUGGAAAUUAAAAAUAAACUUCUCAUUGAAGUUGGAAUGAUCGCCCCAAUUCGUCCCAUUAGUGAUCCCUAUGAAAGAGAUUUAAUUCGAGAAACCGAUUACCAUCCACAAGAAUUGGAAAUUUAUCUGGGAGAAAAUUUGCCAAAGUUACAACCUGAGCAAAAAAAUGUCUACGAUUAUGUAAUGGAUGCUAUAAUAAACCAAACCGGUGGUUUACAUUUCAUAGAUGCACCCGGUGGAACAGGAAAAACAUUUCUAAUUUCACUGAUCUUAGCCAGUGUCCGGUCUCAAGGUAAUAUUGCGUUAGCUAUUGCAUCUUCAGGAAUUGCCGCAACACUUUUGGAUGGUGGAAGAACUGCACACUCUGCACUGAAAUUACCAUUAAAAUGGCAAUUUUCUGAGGAUUACACAUGCAACAUCACAAAGAAUUCAUCAAUCGGUAAAGUUUUACAAACGUGCAAAAUCAUAGUAUGGGAUGAAUGCACCAUGGCACACAAAAAAUCUUUAGAAGCCCUUCACCGCACCUUACAGGAUUUGCGGAACAACACAAAUUUAUUUGGAGGUGCUCUUAUUCUACUAGCUGGAGAUUUUCGUCAAACUCUACCUGUCAUUCCGGGUUCAACACCAGCCGAUGAAUUGAAUGCAUGCCUUAAAUCAUCUUCUCUUUGGAGUCAUGUUAAAACUCUUAAAUUAACUACAAAUAUGCGUGUAGCUCUACAAAACGAUACAUCAGCUUUACAAUUUUCUAAGCAAUUGCUAGAUUUAGGAAAUGGAAAAAUUCCAGUCAAUCCAGCAACAAAUUGCAUUACAUUUCCGCCCGACUUUUGUAAACUGACACAAUCUAUUGAAGAUCUAAUUAUUUCCAUAUUUCCAAAUAUAGACCGUAAUUUCACAAAUACGCAAUGGUUAUGUGAACGUGCAUUAUUGGCUGCUAAAAAUGUUGACGUUAACUAUAUAAACAACAUUAUCCUGAAUAGAAUCGGUGGAAGUAUAAAAACUUAUAAUUCAAUAGAUACCGUAAUGGAAGAAAAUGAUGUCGUCAAUUAUCCAAUUGAAUUCCUAAAUUCACUUGAUCUUCCAGGUUUUCCACCACAUGUGUUGCAAUUGAAAAUUGGUGUACCUAUCGUUUUAUUGCGAAACAUUGAUCCUCCAAAGCUAUGCAAUGGAACUCGGCUUGCUGUGAAAAAAUUACACAAUAACAUAAUCGAAGCGACAAUCAUAACUGGAAAAUAUAAAGGCGAAAAC
Molecule: messenger RNA, 1605 nt
Organism: Musca vetustissima
Lineage: Eukaryota; Metazoa; Arthropoda; Insecta; Diptera; Muscidae
Product: ATP-dependent DNA helicase pif1-like
Exons: 1
Biological process (GO): DNA repair; telomere maintenance
Molecular function (GO): DNA helicase activity
Source: RefSeq, a predicted model, not a curated record